AUGAAAGGACUUCGAUCAUGUUUUCACUUAUCUACGAGAUGCUUUAUACGACAUAAUCAUCAUUCUCCAAAGCAAUUGGAGUUGUUGCAGAAGAGGAUUGAAGAGAUCCCUCUCGAGAAUUAUCGAAACUUUUCAAUUGUGGCACAUGUCGAUCACGGAAAGUCGACAUUAAGUGAUAGAUUAUUGGAAAUAACAGGCGUGAUAAAACCCGGAGAUGCCAAUAAACAGGUAUUAGACAAGCUUGAGGUAGAAAGAGAGAGAGGUAUUACCAUUAAAGCUCAGACAUGUACGAUGUUCUAUCAUGAUAAGCGCAGUGCGAAGGACUAUUUAUUGCAUCUUGUCGAUACACCCGGCCAUGUUGAUUUCAGAGCAGAAGUUUCGAGGUCUUAUGCAUCAUGUGGAGGGGCUCUUUUACUUGUGGAUGCAUCACAGGGAGUCCAAGCCCAGACAGUUGCGAACUUUUACUUGGCGUAUAGUAUGAAUUUGAAACUUAUACCUGUUAUAAAUAAGAUAGAUUUGGACAGUGCCAAUAUUCCUCAAGCAGAGGGUCAAAUUGAAAACACUUUUGAGCUACCAGUGGAUGAAAUUGUUCGCGUAAGUGCGAAGACAGGAAUCAACAUAAAAGAAAAUCUUCUUCCGGCUAUUAUAGAUAGGAUACCACCACCAAAUGGAAAAAAAGAGAAGUCAUUCAGAGCUUUGCUUGUAGAUUCAUGGUAUGAUUCUUAUCUAGGUGUUGUGCUUUUGGUCUAUAUAGUUGAUGGCCAAAUCAAGAAAGGGGACAAGAUACUAAGCGCACAAACCAAUAAAAAGUAUGAAAUCAAAGAACUUGGAAUAAUGUAUCCUGAUCGAACUCCGCUGGGUACUCUAAGAACAGGACAAGUGGGAUACAUUGUUCCAGGUAUGAAAGACUCGAAGGACGCCAAAAUAGGCGACACCCUGAUGCAUGUAGGACGCGAGAAAGAAACCGAGAUUCUCCCUGGAUUCGAGGAACCGAAACCGAUGGUAUUUGUUGGUGCAUUCCCAGCUGAUGGUGCGGAAUUCAAAAAUCUUGAUGACGAUAUUAGCAGACUUGUAUUGAAUGACAGGUCAGUAAGUUUACAACGUGAAACAUCCAAUGCACUAGGACAGGGCUGGCGUCUCGGAUUUUUAGGGUCACUGCAUGCCUCUGUAUUCAAGGAAAGACUUGAAAGGGAGUACGGCUCCAAAUUAAUUAUCACGCAACCGACGGUACCUUAUUUGAUAGAAUUUACUAAUGGAGAUGAGAAAGUAAUUACGAAUCCUGAUGACUUUCCUGAUUUAUCACUUCGCAAAUCUAAAAUUCAAUCUCUGCAAGAACCAUUUGUAGAAGCCAUCAUUACUUUACCACAAGAAUAUCUCGGGAACGUCAUAAAACUUUGCGAAUACAAUCGAGGAAUACAAAUUGAAAUUACACAUUUGAAUAUGACCGAGCAAAUUAUGCUUAAAUAUCAUAUGCCUCUCGCUCAGUUGGUUGACGAUUUUUUUGGAAAGCUCAAGUCAGUUUCGAGAGGAUAUGCGUCUCUUGAUUACGAGGACAUAGGGUAUAAACCAUCAGACAUUGUGAAAUUGGAAUUAUUACUCAAUGGUAAAGGAGUCGAUGCACUGGCCCAGGUCAUGCAUAGAUCGCAAGUCGAUCGCGUUGGCCGUGAAUGGGUGAAAAAGUUCAAAGAGUAUGUCAAAUCUCAAUUGUACGAAGUGGUCAUUCAAGCAAGGGCUAAUAAUAAAAUUUUGGCCCGAGAAACCAUAAAAGCUAGGAGAAAAGAUGUCCUAGCAAAACUGCAUGCUUCUGAUGUUUCAAGGAGGAAAAAGUUACUGGUUCGCCAAAAGGAGGGGAAAAAGCACAUGAAGAGUGUCGGUAAUGUGCAAAUUGAGCAAGAAGCGUAUCAAGCAUUUUUACGUCGUUCUUAA
Lachancea fermentati is the source of this 1926-nucleotide messenger RNA. The record is from the annotation of a GenBank genome assembly. NCBI's taxonomy places the organism in Eukaryota, Fungi, Ascomycota, Saccharomycetes, Saccharomycetales, Saccharomycetaceae.